Messenger RNA from Lingula anatina, 5190 nucleotides. RefSeq lists its product as uncharacterized. The record is from RefSeq and is a predicted model, not a curated record. Lineage: Eukaryota; Metazoa; Brachiopoda; Lingulata; Lingulida; Lingulidae.
GGCAAGAUGGCGGUGCCUCAUGUUUCUCCGCUUCGAAAUCUCUGUCGAAUCUCUCUCAUUCGAUGCUGAUGCCAUUUAGGCCAUAGUGCAUAUUUUCAAUUCCGGGUGCAGUAAGGAUUUAUUCAAGUAAAUAUGGAACCUAGCAGUAAAACACAGUUCCAGUGCGGUGUAUGCCUUAAGUAUUUUAGAUUCAAAGCUAAUCUAAAUAGACACAUGCAGCUAAUACACAAUGAGGAGAGGGCUAAAGCUUACAGUUGUCCACACUGUUCCAAGACAUUUAAUCAGAAGGGGCACCUCGAGAGCCACGCACGGCAGCACCUCUACCCCUCCAUUCGUAUGUACAAGCCAGGAGAAGCUAUGCUACAAUCCACCCCAGAAGCUAAAGCAUUCCGCCCAGAGUCUGCUUUAGACCAGUUGUGGUUAGACCCAGCCAGUGCAGAAGCAAAAGCCCGCCAGCUAGGCAAUGACCAGUGGCGGCUUAUGCUAGUCAUGACAUUUGGGAAAUUCCAGGGCAAGUCUUACAAGUGGCUCCUUGAAAAUGAUGUUGGAUGGGUGGUCUGGCUGUUGGCUGAAUACUGUCUGAAGGGAGAGUCCAAUAUGCAGAUCAAAUGGCAGAAGCAGCAGCUGCUGGACUUGGUGAAAGAAUUUCCUGCUGUGAACAUUCACCUGGAGAGAAAGUUACAGAAAGCUAAAGAUAUUGAGGGAGCAGAAAGAUCACUGAUGUUGGCAAAAGAGAUGGAGGAAGAUCCUGGAUAUGUUGAGGAUUCCAUUCUGUUGACACAAGCAGAGGAAGCAUUACAGCAGAGCCAGGUAUCUACCCACCUGACCUCUGUAAAGGAGCUGGAGAUCACUGCGGAGUUCACCCCUGAUCCAGAGGCCCCUGCAUUGGAAGGGUGGCAGAGGUCGUGGGAGGGAAGCCCAGACCCUAACAUCAAGUGGCUCAAGGAAAAUGAUGAGUAUGGACUUUUUACUGCACCAAUACCAUACAGAAGUGCCAGUGGGGAAGUUGUGUAUAAGAGGGUUCUUAAGAAAAAGAUCAACUUUUACCCACCACCAAUGCCAAUUUCUAUUAAGGCAUCACUGCCCUCAAUGUAUGCCUUCUUCACAUCGCCUGUGAUAUUCUGGAGACCAGUAGGGGUCAUGGAGGCCAAGAUACCAUGCCCAAAUAAGGACUGUCCUGCUCCACCUGGAAGUUUCUUGUCCAAGCAUGGCUUUGGGUCAACUGCCAGGCAGGUGUGUGGAAUGCGGAGUUUUUAUACCCUUUUGACGGAAAGGCUGGUUUGCUACCCAUGCAAAAAUGCACGUCAGCAGAGGGGAGAAAAUGAGGAAACCCAGUAUUCUUUUCACAGUUACAGCCCUCGGAUUAUGAUGAAAUUGUCACCGGCAGUCCGCAGUCUCUUUCCAGCUGUCAUCUGUGGAAAAAGGGCUAUAGAUAAGGACAUAGCUGUGAUUUUGUCUGACAGGCUGAAUGCUGUGUCAAUGACCAAGGUGCACAGACUGGUACAGCGCCAACAUGACCAGUGGUACAUGGAGAGAAGAGGGAUGUACCAGACUCUGCUGUAUCAAGGUCAUAUGGACAGAAGCAGCAUCCUGUCGUACACUAAGAAAGCCGGGAGCUACAUACCACCAAUGGCUCAGACUCCACUUCCUUCAUCUCGUGUCCUGCGACGUGCCCACUUGGUGAUGGAAAUGGAAAAAAUUCCAGAAUACAGGGCCUCCAUACUCAGCACCACAGGAGAAAUCCUUUGUAUUGAUGGCACUAAACAGAUACUCAAGAAAGUGUAUGGUGAUGGACGUGGAUCACUGCAGUAUGUGACCAGCAUAUUAAAUGAAUGGGGCCAGUUCCUCACCACAGUUGUUGUAGCCUCCGAGUCCGAGGAGUGUUACAGGAGGAUGGCUCGAGGACUAAUUGAGCGUUUUAAGCGUGCUGAUGCUCCAGCCCCACGAGUUCUGUACACAGACAAUAAUUGUUGCAGGGAUGGUGGAGAAUCCUUUUAUGAGACAUUGUUCUCAGACUGGGUUGAGGAGGGCAUGGUUGUCAGACUGGAUAUCCGACACUGGCUCCACAGAUGGGACAGUGUCGUGAUAAAGCAGAGUCAUGCGAAGUAUGGUGUGUUCAUGAGCGCCCUUGCAGGAGCAGUAUUGGCAUUCAACAAGGCUGACCUGCUACAUUUGGUCAAGGCAGUGCGGGCAGGCAAUGAGCAGAUGUACUCAAAAUACUCUGACACUGAGAUGAUUGCCUUUGUCAAGCCUCACCAGUUCAAGUCUUAUGUACGGCGAGUGACACGUGGUGUAGAGGCAACAGUGUGUGCAGUAGAAGCCAUCAUAGACGAGUUUAAAGGACCAGCUGGACUCGACGUAGAUGGCAUACCCCUUUUCAAGUCUCAUGAAGCCGUGGAUAUCCACUGGGCAAGAUCUAGUCAGCACAUUAACUGUUUGCAGGAUCCUCCUGGCAUACCGCUGUAUGUAACCACUAAGACGGUGUCAAUCAAUGGUGUAGAUGUGCAGAAGUACCGUUGUCGUAGAGGAAGUAAUGCCCUUGAAGGUCUACAUUCCCACCUUGUGAAUGCUAUCCCCUCCAAAAGGUGUGGCAUCAUGCCAUUUCAGGUGUACCUGAUCAGUUUUGCUGCCCAGUGGAACCACAGGAUGGAGUCCUUGCGUGUCGCAGGUGGUCAGGGGCGGAAGUCAUCGUGCACUGAUCCCAGGCAAGUGCAGCUCUUAAACCAACAGUCAGAGGUUUUGUUUGGCAGGGAACACCUCUUUGAACCUAACUUCACUGCACCAAUGCCAUUCCCAGAGGUCUACAAUAAUGAGGAAGAAGAAGAGUUGCUUGGUAUCGAGUAUGCGUAUGCUCAGUCCACUGACUUCAAGUCUGCAUCAUACUAUGUGGAGAAGGUUGAGGAAGAGCAGUCAAGGGAGGAUGGUGAUGAGGAAGGAGCUCAGACAGAUGAUGAGGAAGAUGAGGGCAUCGUAGAAGAUGAGGAGGAGCAAUCCAAUGAUCCUUUGGAUGAAGUAAACGUCAAAUACUCUAUUUUCACCACCUCAGAGCAAGUCACAGAGCUGUCAAACCCAGUGCUGGAAGAUGUGCUCAUGGGUCCCAGCCAUUUACACCUGCCUGGUUAUGAAGAGGUGGAACACCUGGCCUUGCAGCUAGUGGAAUUGGCUGCUGAAGAUGGGAAGCACCUUGUGCCACCGACACUUAGAAACAAGAUCAUAACCGCUGCUUCAAACCUACAGGAUCAUGAUAAGUCGACAACCAAUUUUGUCAAGAAAUACGAAUCUAAGUGGGGUUACACCCUCUUUGGUCGAUGCCUUGGUCCAGAUUCUCCACAGUCCAGUGCAGCUCAAAAAACAAAAUUUGGCUGGAUGAGAUACGCACAAGCGGCACAAAUCACAGAGGAGUCCAGGCUUUUGUACUUGCUCAUAAAAAUCCUGAAAAACAAGCCACCAACGUGUUACACCAGUUCUCCGUCCAGAUUGUCUUCACUCAUCAAGGCACACUACAAACGCAUAGUAGAUCGAGUGAGGGACGACCCCAUGCUGUGCAGUCUGAACUUGCCUCUACCGAAUAUAAAUGCUAAAUCCAUCAGUGCAUUUCUGACCAAAGAGGAGAAGAAAGCAAACUAUGUCGCCACUUCCUUGCCGAAGGUCAAGACCCAUCAGCGAGUGUUAUCUGAAGCAGCAAUUCCAGAGGCUGACACCUUGCCAUCGGUGCUCUUACCACCUAGACGGCCACAGGUGCAGUACCCUGUAGUACCAUUCAUCAAAGGCAUCAGGCCUGGGCAAAAGAGGAAGUUAGAUUUUAAUGACAUUUCUCCGCAGACUGAGGGUGAUGUUGCUUCUGCAUCAAGCAAAGUUAAGAAGGAAGACAUUAAGCCAAAACCUGUAAAUGCCCCUGUUCUUAUAGUGCUCCCCUCUCAGCCAAAGGGCCCGUCUGUGAUUUGUCAGCCUGGAGGUCCUCCCGUAAUCAAGGCACCACUACCACCACUGCCAGCAAAAAUUACCAUGCCAAACAAAUCAUCGAAACCAUGUGCACUGUGUAAAGUACCCAAAUGUGGUGGAAAAAGGAGGAGAUACACACCAUCAAAGGAAAAAACAAGCAAAAGCAAACAAAAAAUUUUUACUUUUUGUCCGACAACAAAAAUGUCAACGACAGCAGGAUUUGAAAAGGAAGUUUUUAAAGAUUAUGAGGAUUUUAAGUCUUUUGUAGACCAAAGAUUGGCACAGCUCUAGUGCCCAAAUUAUAAUGUUACAUGAAGAUAGAACUAAGACUUUUUUGUGCCCAAUGCAUGCCAUGAGUCUGUGAAAUCUCCAAAUACUGCUAAUGACUUUUCUUUUUUUUUUUUAACUGGACUUCACUCGCAGUGAUUUGUAUUUUUGUAUGCAAGGUGCCAAAGAAACUGUUAAUAUGUAUUAUUUUUUAUAUUUCAGUCAGUAGAGUGCUCAAACCAUGUAUGUAAGGAAAAUGAAUUUCUUUACAUUGAAAUCAGUAUUUUGUAUGACUAGUUGCAUUCAAGAGAUUGUGUGAAAAGCAUUUUGUAUGCAGCAGUUUGUAUUUAAUUCCAUGCAUCAGAGGCCAAAGAAACUGUAUAUAUGUAUUAUUUUUUAUAUUUCUGUAGGUAGAUUUUCCUCAAACCAUGUAUUUUAUGAAACAUGAACCUCUUUACAUUGUCAGUAUUUUGUAUUACAAGUUGUAUUACAAGCAAUCAAUUCCCACAAGAUUUUUUUCUUUGUUUUACCAAAGGUGAAAUGAUUGUGUGAAAAACAUUUUGUAUGCAGUGGUUUGUACUGUUUUCUAUGCAACAGAGGCCAAAGAAACUGUGUAUUAUUCUUAUAUUCCAGUCAGCAGACUUGGAUCAAACAUAUAUUUUUGUAAAAUGUGAUUUUCUUUGCAUUAUCAUUGAGAAAAUCACAGUCGGUCAGUUUUUUUGACUGUUUUUAUUUUCUAUUUCCAUGUAGAAUGUUGAGCAGAUUGUGGGAAAUGCAUAUUACAUACUGUCAUUUAAAUAUUUUCAGUUGUAUUAGUUGUGCAAAAUGUAUAUUCAGUGAUUUUUCUAUGCAACUGGUACCAAAGAAACCAAAUAUGUUCUGUCCAAUGCAGUAAUGUUGCACAUGCUUGUUGUUCAUAUUUGUGCAUUUUCAAUACUCAUGUUGUUUCAGUAACUUUUUGUUCAUUUUUUCCAUAAUAAA